UAACCCACUAUUUUAAUGCACGAGAACUGUCAUUUAAGCAAAAUGUCCAAAUUUUGCGCAGUUGAUCCCGUGACUAGCAUGAAUCUCUCUCUUAACGACCAACGAACUCUCAAACUUCCUGCAACUCCUGUCUAUAAAAUGGCAGCUCCUCUUCAAUAUAGUUCAGACCCACAAGCUCUAGAAUCCUAUACAUUGCACUAUUUCAGCACUGCCUUUACUUCUCAAGAUUAUGCUGAUGCUCUUGAAAUGUCCAUCCUCUUCUUUGAGGGUCAGAGGUCAGGAAAACUGCCAUCGAACCAACGGCUAACAUGGAGGGGGGACUCUGGGUUGUCUGAUGGCUCUGCUUAUCACGUGAACCUAGUUGGUGGAUACUACGACGCAGGUGAUAAUGUCAAGUUUGGCCUUCCAAUGGCCUUCACCACUACAUUGUUGGCAUGGAGUGUCAUUGAAUUCGGUAGCUCGAUGCAGAAUCAGAUUACGAAUGCCAAAGCAGCCAUUCGAUGGAGCACUGACUACCUUUUAAAAGCGGCCACUGCCACCCCUGACACACUAUAUGUUCAAGUUGGAGAUCCGAACAUGGAUCACCGGUGCUGGGAGAGGCCAGAAGACAUGGACACACCACGCAAUGUGUACAAAGUAACCAUCCAGAACCCGGGAUCUGAUGUGGCUGCCGAGACAGCUGCUGCAUUGGCUGCAGCUUCAAUUGUUUUCAAAGAGUCUGACACUUCUUACUCCACCGAACUGCUUCAUGCAGCAAUGAAAGUAUUCGAUUUUGCAGACAGGUAUAGAGGAUCUUACAGCGACUCUCUCAAUUCCGCAGUCUGCCCAUUUUACUGCUCAUACUCUGGAUACCAAGAUGAGCUUCUCUGGGGUGCAUCGUGGCUUCAUAAAGCCUCGCUGAAUGGAACAUACUUGGCUUACAUCCAAUCAAAUGGUCACACAAUGGGUUCCGAAGAUGAUGACUACUCCUUUAGUUGGGAUGACAAGCGACCCGGGACUAAGAUUCUCCUUUCCAAGGAAUUCUUGGAGAAAACUACUGAAGAAUUUCAGUUAUAUAAAUCGCAUUCAGACAACUACAUAUGCUCUCUAAUUCCAGGCACUCCUAGUUUCCAGGCCCAAUACACUCCUGGGGGGCUUUUUUAUAAAGCAACCGAAAGCAAUUUGCAAUAUGUAACCUCCACUACUUUCCUUCUAUUGACGUAUGCUAAGUAUCUUGGCUCAAAUGGAGGAGUUGCCAAAUGCGGUGGUUCAACCGUGACAGCAGAGUCACUCAUCGCUCAGGCGAAGAAGCAAGUGGACUAUAUCUUAGGUGAUAAUCCAGCAAAGAUGUCUUACAUGGUUGGAUUCGGUAACAAGUAUCCACAACAUGUGCAUCACAGGGGUUCCUCGGUGCCAUCUAUACAUGCACACCCGAACCGCAUUUCCUGUAACGAUGGGUUUCAGUACCUCUACUCCAGCUCUCCCAAUCCGAAUGUCCUUGUUGGAGCCAUAGUAGGCGGUCCUGAUAACAGAGACCAUUUCGCUGAUGAUCGAAACAGCUAUCAGCAAUCCGAGCCAGCUACAUAUAUCAAUGCACCAUUUGUUGGCGCUCUUGCUUUCUUCUCAGCCAAAAACUAAUAGCAGUUCUAUUAUCCGCAUAUUAGUGGUAUCUAUAGAUGUAAUGUCGGAAAAGACAUUCUCACAAGAAAGCUGUUAGAGAGAAAUUUAGUGUAUUUGACAUGUGGUAUCAUGCUUGUCAGUUCAGUUCCGGAACACACCGAAUUGAAUCCUAGAUUUGGCCAUUUAAUUUC
This is a messenger RNA of Populus euphratica (Euphrates poplar), 1790 nucleotides long. RefSeq names its product endoglucanase 1-like. The transcript has 9 exons. Gene Ontology annotation, biological process: carbohydrate metabolic process. The record is from RefSeq and is a predicted model, not a curated record. The coding region runs from base 16 to 1617 and encodes 533 amino acids. NCBI's taxonomy places the organism in Eukaryota, Viridiplantae, Streptophyta, Magnoliopsida, Malpighiales, Salicaceae. Gene Ontology annotation, molecular function: hydrolase activity, hydrolyzing O-glycosyl compounds.